AUGGCGGACGAGAGCCGGUACAUCGUGAACGGUCCACCCCAUAAGUCGGACAUCUCCGCAGGUUGCGCUUCACUCGGGAGCUUCAUACGCCGCAAGUUACUCCAGAACGGCACGGAUGUAGCACUGAUCGAUGGCGUGUACGGUACGACGCUAACCUACCUGGAGCUAUUGGAACGUGGAUCGCAGCUAGCAGAGUGUCUGCGGACUGUUGUCGGCAUCCGGAGCAAUGACGUGGUGGGUCUGGUCUCGGAAAACCGACUAGACUUCCCCGUCGUGGUGGUUGCCUCGUUCCUCUUGGGCGCAACUGUAGCCCCGAUCAAUCUAACCUAUAGCGAACGAGAGUUCGAGCAUGCCUUUCGCCUGUCGAAACCGCGCAUCGUCUUCAUGUCGACAUUCGCUGCGGAUCGGAUAGUGGUGGCCGCUUCUCGCUGUCGGGAUUUUAUCGAGCGCUUGGUAAUAUUUGGUGACGAAAACCCAUUCAGUGCAUCGACAGUGGAUGGCGUACCGGUGGCGUUGCUAGACGAGUUUCUUACCCCGGUAUCCUUCGUCAAUCCGAUGACACUCACCAUCGCCCCAACAGACAUUCAUCGGCAUGUCGCCCUUAUAAUGUGUUCAUCGGGCACCACUGGCCUUCCCAAGGGCGUCCAGUUGACACAAGCAAACGUGAUGGCCAGCGUUGCCCUAACAGAAGAAACAUCGGCUAUGAUGGACAGCGAGGAGGAGAUGGUGGUGCUUUGUGUGUUGCCCUGGUUUCACGCAUUCGGUUGCCUCAGCCUACUGAACGUGCUGUGCAUUAAAGAGCGCAUGGUAUCGCUGCCAAAGUUCGAGGACUUCCUGUACCUCAGCUGCAUCGAACAGUAUCGCUGUAAUACGCUGCUGACCGUACCUCCGAUAGUGCUGUUUCUUGCCAAACAUCCGCUUGUCGACAGCUACGACCUAAGCAGCGUGCAGACUAUCAUCUGCGGAGCAGCACCGCUUAGCAAGGAAACGGAGAACUUAGUACGACGCCGGUUAGGCGUUCGCUACGUACGCCAGGGAUAUGGCAUGAGUGAGCUGACACUGGCAACGCUGGUCCAGAACGGUGACGAUCACAAACCUGGCAGUGUCGGUCGCGUGCAAAUCGGCACGCAGGUGAAAGUGAUCGAUCCGACAUCGGGACGUGCGCUUGGACCGAACGAGCGCGGUGAGCUGUGCUUCCGAGGAACCCAAGUCAUGGUGGGCUACGUUGGUGACGAGAAGGCAACGCGCGCUACUAUCGACCCGGAUGGCUGGCUGCACUCGGGCGAUGUGGGCUUCUACGACACGGAUGGAGAGUUUUACGUCGUCGACCGCUUGAAGGAGCUGAUCAAAUACAAAGGAUACCAAGUACCACCGGCAGAGAUCGAGGCGAUACUGCUGUCGCACUCGGGUGUGCAAGAUGCGGCCGUAAUCGGCGUGCCCGACGAGGCUGCCGGUGAACUGCCGAUGGCGUUCGUAGUGCGCCAACCGGACGCGUUGCAACUUACCGAGAAAGAGUUGAUAGAUUAUGUGCAGCAGCGAGCCUCACCGGCUAAGCGACUGCACGGUGGUGUCCGGUUCAUUGAGGCUAUUCCGAAAAACCUAAGUGGAAAGAUAUUAAGACGUGAGCUGCGGGAGCUGGUACACACCAUUCGAUCGAAACUGUGA
Molecule: messenger RNA, 1665 nt
Organism: Anopheles coustani
Lineage: Eukaryota; Metazoa; Arthropoda; Insecta; Diptera; Culicidae
Exons: 4
Coding region: 1-1665 (554 amino acids)
Biological process (GO): long-chain fatty acid metabolic process; fatty-acyl-CoA biosynthetic process
Molecular function (GO): long-chain fatty acid-CoA ligase activity
Source: RefSeq, a predicted model, not a curated record